This is a messenger RNA of Gasterosteus aculeatus aculeatus (three-spined stickleback), 3080 nucleotides long. It is a transcript of the gene sdccag8, whose product is annotated as SHH signaling and ciliogenesis regulator sdccag8. Gene Ontology annotation, biological process: establishment of cell polarity; centrosome cycle; tube formation. The record is from RefSeq and is a predicted model, not a curated record. NCBI's taxonomy places the organism in Eukaryota, Metazoa, Chordata, Actinopteri, Perciformes, Gasterosteidae. Gene Ontology annotation, cellular component: centrosome; centriole.
GUGUCAGAAGGAGCAUCUGAGGACAUAAGAACACCUACCGCGGUGCACGCGGGUCAUCAACACAAACGCCCCCUUCGUUAACCGUUGGUACGGGCGAGACACACAACAUGUUUAUUGAAUGUGUAGCACACAACGUAGCAUGUGUAGUUAACGCUGGGGAUAAAGCGUGAUUUAACAUCGGUCUUACAUCAAUGAAACCGUUUGACUCAGACGAGGAGGGCGCGGAGCAGCUGGGGGCUUACCAAAAGGAGCUGAGACAGCGGGCCAACCACAGCAUACAGCAGCUCAGCAGUGUUUGGGCGCAGCUGGGCUCUGACGGAGAAGCGGUGGAGGAGCCCAGAGGCAGCGAUGGAAGCCUCUUCACCGCCACGGCCGAAGAGGACAGGGCUGCAUGGAGCCAAAAGACACAGAGCGAAGCAGUAAAUCAGCUGAAGAGCCUUCUGCUGAAGCAGAGCAGAGAAAUUCCCUCUCCUCUGACUCCUUCAAAGAAACCGUCUCCGUCAAAGAAAGUACAGCAUGAGGGACGGUCCAACUCGCCGGCUUUUCAGGAUUUCGUACCAAUGAUUCAAAACCAGUCAGAGUACAUCCAACACCUGGAAGCUGAAGUUAAAUUGUGCAAGGAGGAGCUGCACGAGAUUAAACAGCGAAUCAGAGUGGUGGUGGUGGAGAAUGAGAAGUUGCAUUCCAACCUGAAAUCCAGAGCUGCGGAUGAAUCACUGAAAGAUUUCCCUAUCCACAACUCCCCGGGAAAUGGGAGUUUGUCAGUCAACAGACACAACAUCCUGCUAAAAGAAGAGCUCGCCACGUGGAAACACGAACUAGAACAAUUGAAAGGGAUCUACCAGGCCCAGAUUGAAAGCUUGGAGGCUCAGGUCCUCUCCCUCAGGAAGGAUCUGUCGGUCAGUCAGAAGGAGUGCGAGGAGGUGAAGGAUCGCCUGCGACACCGGGAGAAACAUGCUGCAGAUGCACUGAGAGCUGACGGAGCUCCUCGUGUGGCAGGAUUGUGUCUGCAGUGUGCACAGCACGAGGCCGUUUUGGCUGGGACUCACACAAAUCUGCAUGUGCAGGCUAUUGACAGACUCCAAAAGGAGCGGGACGAGUUACUGGUGGCUCUGCGUGGUGUGCGAGCCAGUCAGCAGGAGGCCCAGCAGAGGGAGUGGUCGGCCUGUCUGCAAGUCAAGCAGGCUGUGGAAAUGGCAGAAGAAGCCAAUCUGUACAAAGCCAGGGUGGAGGUGCAGUGUGAGCAGCUGUCCAGGGAGCUGGCUCGACUCAGGGAACAACUAGAGCGGGAAGCGCAGGCAUUGAAGGAGAGACUGGCCGAGGCCAGAGAAGAGGGCCGGUCUGACGGCCGCAAGCAGAGAGAAGAGCUGACACAGACCGUGUCCAGCUUCUCUCAGCGGGUUGCUGAAUUGGAAGGACAGCUAGGCCGAGUUCACAGGGACAACAGCUCACUGACCAAUCAACUGGAAGACACUCUUGGCAAACUUACCAGCCAGGAACAAGAAAAUACCAAGGUGUGUGUGGAUCUGCGAUAUCAGCUCAGCCAGGCCCAGCUGAGGAAAGAGGAGGCAGAGCGAGAGCUCCGAGAGCUGCACACCAAGACCAGCCGACACGUGGAAAAGGCUGCGCAGGAAGUGGAAAGGCUGAGCUCAGAGCUGGUUGGCUGUCGGCAGCAUCUGGAGGUGGUCCAAAAGGACGGGAGCCAAUGGCAGACCGAAGCCCUGAGCCUAGCAGAACAGCUGGCAAAUGCCCAGCGCCAACUGCACCUCACCAGACAGGACAGAGAAAGUUCAGAACGGGCUCGUGAGAAGGAAAUGGCGUCAGCGGCCCUUUCAGCGCGUGAGCGAGAAAGAGAGCUGACUUUGCUGCUGGAGCAAACGGAGGCUGGACACCAGCAGAGAGUCAAAGAGUUGGAUGGUCUGCUGAGUUCCCAGAAUUCCCUGAUGAGGAGGCUGAAGGAGGAGUGCUGCGCGCUGGGAGUCCAGCUGGAAGAACUGACCGAAAGUAGCAGAGCAGCGCUGCAGCAGCUGGCCCUGGAGAAGCAGCACCUGGAAGAGACGGUGAAGAGUCUGAGAGCUCGCUGCUCCGACAUGGAGCACCAGUGUGUCCAGCACGGCCGCAUGCACCAGCGCAUGAAGGACAGGCUGCAGCAGUUGGACCGUCACUGUCAGAGCAGCGCUCAGCAGGUGUGUGAGCUGCUGGCCAAACAGAACCAGCUGAUGCAGGAGAGAAACACGCUGACUGAGGAGAUGCAAAGUCUACACACAGAGAGACGAGUCAACAUUCCGUCCACAUGAGUCUGUCCUGCUCAUUUCCUCCUGCUGUCGUUUGGAUCCGGAUCUGAAGUCAGAAAUCUCUUGUUGACAAGAACACAUCAAAUUGGUAUUUGUGCAUGUGUGUGUUUUUUUUUUACUGAGGGGGACAAGUGUGUUCCUCCUUUUUAUAUUGUGGUACAUUAUAAACACAACUAAAAAUCAGGUUUCCAUCUUAUAUAUUACAAUGUUGUUACUGUGAUGUUAAUUUUGUCCCACGGAGCAAAAUCACUUGAACUAAAAUGAGCUUUUUGGAAAAUUCUAUAGAGUUUCAAUAGAAUUGAUCCAGAUUGUUCAUUAUAACAGGGAAUAUUUUUUCUAUAAAUAUACACAUUGUUUAGAAGAUAAAGAGUCGACCCCGUGGCAGCAGAUUGACGUAGUGCUUUAUUGAAGCUGUCUGUAAGAAGGAAAAUAAUGUGCAUCCCCAUCAUAUACAUUGUGUAAAAAUACUAAGGAUGUACAGUGUAAAAAACAGCUUCAUGUUGAUGGUAAAUCUUUGUUUUCACAUCCUCGAGGCCCAACAGCACGAGGGACAGUUAAAGGCCUUUUGAUCGAUCUGCUGAGUUUCCCGACUACGUCUCAGUGUGAAUAUCAGCUGACACGCCAGAGAGCAGCAUUCAGUAUAACAGUGCUUCAGGGAAACAUGGCCGUCCACAAACACCUCACACGGCUGCAAAGCCACAGUAGAUGGACACGAAAUGGACUCAAUGGCCGCGUUGUGUUAUUUGUACAUGUUUUGCCGUUUAUAAAUAAAUGCACCUCAUGCUU